Messenger RNA from Manihot esculenta (cassava), 1580 nucleotides. RefSeq lists its product as uncharacterized. The transcript is spliced from 2 exons. Lineage: Eukaryota; Viridiplantae; Streptophyta; Magnoliopsida; Malpighiales; Euphorbiaceae. The coding region runs from base 322 to 1191 and encodes 289 amino acids. The record is from RefSeq and is a predicted model, not a curated record.
GUUAAAAUCAACCACUCAAAUUAAUCCGCAGGCCUUCUCUUUUCACAUCACCAGCACCCAUAAAAGCCCUUUUUCUUUCCCCUUGUUGUGAUCACUCUAACGAAGCUCCUCAAUUUCCUGCAAUUAUUUGGCCAAAUCUUAACCGGAUUUCUCCUUUGAUAAAGUCUUUCUUCUCAAUCAAUCGUACCCAUUUUUAUUUUCUUUUUGAAUUCUUGAGAAUUGUUAUGUAGCUUUGUUUUAAACCCAGUUUCUGCCUGUUUUGAUUUUUGUUUUUUCUAGACGGUUUUUGGGUUUCUCUCUUUUCAGUGUUUGGAGUUUCAGAUGAGUAACUGGAGGAGACACAAAGGUGAAAUUAAUCGUCAAGAAGUUCAGGGGACUACAAGAUCAAACCAUAGAAAACCUCCUCAUGGUAGUUGGCAGCCAACUGUACCAUCAUGGGAGAAAAGAUUCUGUUAUGCAGUUGGUUUGGUCCCAUGGCGCAAGCUUUUGGAAACCAAAAAAUCUAUGUACCUCUAUGAGAAUAUAGUUCAGUGGAACGACUCUGCUGUUGAAGAGGCAUUUCACAAUGCUAAAAACCGGUUUUGGGCAAAAAUUAAUGGUCUUCAUUGUGACAUAUCAUUGCCUGAUCCUGAUAUUUAUAUUGAUGAAAUUGAUUGGAAUUCCAACAUUGACCCUGAAUUAUACUUAGAUUUGGAUCGGGAGCCCAAAUAUCCUGAUGAGAAAGAAAAAGGGGAGGAGGUUGUGAUUUUUGGAAGUUCUCUCCUCCUGAAUCAGCCAUUUUUGUGCACCACAGGAUGGGGGGAGGCUGAAGAGGAGUUGCAAAAGGCAGCAAAUGCAGCUUUCGAUCCUGGAUUUAGAGAUUGUGAUACAAAGGGUAACAAUGGUAAUCCCUUGGAGUGCAAUGUUUCUCAGGCCAACGGAGCGAUGAUUGAUAAUGAAUGGGGAAAUUGUUGGAAUGAUUCAUAUGGAUGGAAAAACCAUUAUGAGCAGGAUAAUAAUCAUAACCAGUGGAAUAAUUUCAGUGAUACAACUGGUGGAGAUUGGGAAACAUGGGAUGGAAGUAGCAGGAGGAGGGAAGGCGCUGGCUGGUACACGCCAAGGUAUAAAACCUUUCGAGGGAAUGACUAUCAGAUGGAUCGUGGAUGGUGGAGGAACGGACGGGGGAGGAAGAAAAUGAAUUUUGUAUAUUAAAGGUCACUUCUAAGCGACUAUUUUGAGGUAGCCAGUCGCAUAAAGGCAGAUUUUGGCGAACUAGGAAUUCUGCGGAACUGGGUUUCAAAAGUUUUGUAAGUAUGAAGUAUAUAAUACAAUAGGUUGUUUUAUUUUUUGUUCCUAUUAUUUUAUUUUUUGUUCAUGUGUGAGAACAUAUAGUACAUAAAAUAGGUUGUCACAAACUGGGCUAAGUUCCUCUCUUGUUCAGUUCCAUGAGGCAGUAAUUUGGGAAAACUCUUGUUAGCUAAUAAUGUUCAAUUAUCAUAUCAAGACAUGUUCUUGCUUCUUUAGGUAUAUAUGUAAUGAGGACUCAAAUGUUAAGUUGCCUUUCUUUUAUUAUAUGAAUUCUUAAGAGGAGGUUCAAAGAU